Molecule: messenger RNA, 636 nt
Organism: Salvelinus namaycush (lake trout)
Lineage: Eukaryota; Metazoa; Chordata; Actinopteri; Salmoniformes; Salmonidae
Product: sphingomyelin phosphodiesterase 4-like
Exons: 4
Coding region: 1-636 (211 amino acids)
Biological process (GO): sphingomyelin catabolic process; glycerophospholipid catabolic process; ceramide biosynthetic process
Molecular function (GO): sphingomyelin phosphodiesterase D activity
Source: RefSeq, a predicted model, not a curated record
AUGACCAAGUCUGACAUGAAGACAGUGGAGCUACUAAAGAAAACUGUGGACCACCUCAAUCAGGUUUUCAAUCUCAACACAGGUCAUCUAUCUCAGAUGAUGAUGAACAUGGGGUCAGUGGAGGAAUCCAAUCAGCUCCCUGACUGUAUUCACAGUGAAAAUGGGAUGAUCCUGACAGACCUUGGCAGAAUGCAGAUUAUCAAUGGCCUUCGCAGAUUUGAUAUUGAGUAUCAAGGGGACCCACAGCUGCAGCCUGUGAGAAGCUAUGAAAAUGCAGUCUUGGUGCAGCUUAUGUUUUGGAUCGCCACACUAAUCAAUAACAGACUUGAAGGACACAUGAACGAUCUGUGCUCACAACAGAACCUGCUGGGAAGGCUGGGACAACACUACCUUAUCACCUCCACUGUAAAAGGAAGGUUCCCAAGGAGUACAGUGACACAGCAAAGCCAGGAGGACUACCACCUGCGGCCACGCCUUACCCUGCGCACAUUUGCAAGUUAUCGCACAUUACUCAUUCUCCUGUUACUCUACUCGCUGGGAUCUCUGUUUUCUAUUAGCCCACUGUUCAGCACAUGCCUCAUCUUAAUGUUGAGCUUUUUGUAUGGACUGUGCAUGACUGUCUACGUGGGAAAGUAA